This is a messenger RNA of Dermacentor albipictus, 17738 nucleotides long. RefSeq names its product transmembrane and coiled-coil domain-containing protein 4-like. The record is from RefSeq and is a predicted model, not a curated record. NCBI's taxonomy places the organism in Eukaryota, Metazoa, Arthropoda, Arachnida, Ixodida, Ixodidae.
AUCAACGGCAGCAUAAUUUGCUUGUUUUACGCCCAGCGUAAUGUUACAGAGGCGAAACCGACAUCUGAUUAAUUGCUUACGGUCACCGUUAUACAAUUAAGACUGCGUUUUCUUUGUAAAAAUGGGCGAGUGAAGUGCAGCAGCAUGACGUGCACUAUUUUUUAUAGAGCGCAAUGACGGCGUGCGCGAAAGUCGUGGUUUCGUCUGAUCCCAUAUGCGCUGUGCUGUCCAUGCUGUUUCUAAUGUUAUCGGCUUACCAUGGGUUCCCCACUUUGUCUUUACAUCACCACGAGAAAUGUGAAUGCUUACACAAACUGAUUAUGUUACCAGAAUGCCAUCGCGAGUAGUGCGCAAAGACGGAACCGCGACUUGACUUGUGACAACCGUCAUGGCUGACGAAGUUGGUUUAGAGGCUGAAGAGGAUGCCCAGUCUCCUCCUCAAGGAGUUCCAACACCACAUCGCCUCGGGAGGCCGUUGCAGAAAAUUUUGGGAGAUGCCGGCUUGUAUUCCUAUUGUGCCAUCUGCGCCCUUUCGCUUCACGACCUUUUCCCGGAUGAAUGGGACCGAGAAUUUUGCGAAAAAUGCCUUCUGCAGCUGAUACAGCACCUUGGCCUGCCUUCACAGGUGCAGUCUGUGAUGCAGGCCUUGAUGAUGGGUGAAGGUGGCGAGGCUGAGCCCUUCAUACACGUUCUCAAGGACGAACCGGGUCUGAAUGGAAACUGUUUGCGGGUUGUUGAAGACCUCAUCCUGUUUGCAGUUCAGGGAGGUAUCUAUGAUGCUCGAACACGUGUGUUCAUCUUUUACGUGGCCUGGAGGCUCAGGGUCUCCCGGUCACUUGUCGAGAUGUACGAAGAGUCUGUUGUCGAAAUGCUGUCCCAGGAAGUCCACGAACAGUCAGAAGAGGAGCGGAAGGAAAUUGCCAAACGUCAGCGCAACAAGAAGCUCAAGCGUUUCCUUAUGAUUGGUCUUGCCACUGUUGGAGGAGGUGCUGUCAUUGGCCUGACGGGAGGUCUAGCAGCACCACUGGUGGCUGCUGGUGCCGGGGCUAUCAUAGGGGGCGCUGGAGCGGCAGCCUUGGGUUCUGCCACUGGCAUUGCAGUCAUAGGUUCGCUCAUCGGUAUUGCUGGGGCCGGACUCACAGGAUACAAGAUGAAGAAGAGAGUCGGCGAAAUCGAGGAGUUUGCGUUUGACUCACUGACUGAGGGCAAGGGACUGCAUAUCACAUUGGCCAUAUCGGGCUGGCUAUCUGACGAAGAUCCAGGUGCUUUGAAGAGGCCAUGGCGCACAUUGAUGAACUCGCGAGAGCAGUAUGUUCUGCGAUACGAGUCCUCCUACUUGCUGGAGCUUGGUCAUGCCAUUGACUACCUGUUCAGUUUUGCCGUCUCCAUGGCAGCGCAGGAAGCCCUCAAGUACACCAUCCUCUCAGGUCUGAUCACAGCCAUCACGUGGCCCGCCACCUUGGUCAUGGUGGCUGGCGUCAUUGACAACCCCUGGGGCGUUUGCAACAGGAGGUCUGCCGAAGUGGGCAGGCACCUGGCCGAGAUCCUGUUGGCACGACAGCAGGGGAAGCGUCCUGUUACUCUAAUCGGCUUCAGCCUUGGUGCUCGUGUCAUCUUCUACUGCCUCAAGGAAAUGGCCAAGCGGAAAGGGUGCGAGGGAAUCAUUGAGGAUGCAGUUCUCCUCGGAGCUCCCGUUCCAGCGCACAAAGAAGAAUGGAAACCGAUGGCCCGAGUAGUUGGGGGAAGGAUAGUUAACGGCUACUGCAGGGGAGACUGGCUGCUCAAGUUUCUUCACCGAACGUCGUCAGCAACCCUGAAGAUAGCUGGUCUACAAGCAAUCCGGUGGAAUGACAGACGAAUGUUCAACAUUGACUUGAGUGACGUGGUUUCUGGGCACACUGAUUAUGUAAAGAAGAUGGACAUCAUUCUCAAGGCCGUCGGCAUCCAGACCGGUGAUGACGUGCUGGAGGCCGACUACAUCAUGCGCAAGUCAAAGUCUUACGCUCCGGAUAGGGACGAGGAUAUGCGCGGCCCGCAGAUGCAUCGCUCAAGAUCCGACUCCGUGCUCUGCAACAAGAAGGCAAUGAAUGUGGCUUGCGCUCCAAUAGAAAACCGUCACCUCUCGACCACCGACCGACCAAUGAGCUACUCUCUGGAGAGCGGCCUGAGCCGAAGCAGUUCAGCCUUCGGUGGCAGCAGCAGCGUGACCGCCGACGGCCACCGACGUUGGUCACCCCGCGAUUUCCUACAGUCAACACGCAACCUGUGGAAACCCCGCGCACCGAGCGCCGCAGCAGGGAAAGAUGACGACACAACCAGUGGUGUUGUGUCCACGGCCGACAGCUGGGAGUGGUCAGCGUGGGAUGACGAGGCCCCUACCUCGGCUAUGUCUCACAGCAAGCCUCAGGCCUGACACCUUCUGAGCCGCACCUAAUGUGUUGAGGGGCAGGAGUAACAAUGUUUUUGUUUUCGAGGUCUUUGCCCUUCACACAUGUACACUCGUGCAGAGCAGUUGACUUUGAACCCGUUUUUCGUUUUUGUUGAUAUGAAAAUGGUUUGGGAAAUCAACUUUCCAGGGUGAAAGGUAGCAUCAUUUAGUCCGUGACUGAGACAACUGGGAGGUGUUCGGUCUGGGAAGGCGAGGCCCCCUCGCUCCCAUUCUGGCUGCAGGCCAUGACAUGAGUGACGUUGCCAAAUCAUUCUUGGACCCGAUUUGGCAGCAUUCUAUGCCAAGAGAAGGCAGCGAUGCCGUUUCCUCAAAGUCUUUACGUCCUUUACAUGUGCUUGUUCACAUGAGUUAAUCGUCUACUUCUGAAGCCAUGCCUCGUCUGUGUCACCCAGGAAUGCAGCUCACAUUUGGAAGAAUUCACUAUCAUGGAACAGCAGGGAUCAUGCGGAGGGCUGUUUCCUGACUGUGCCCCACCCCUCCCAUUUCUGUACCUAUUCUCUCCAGCAGCUGCAUCCCACAAGUCUUGUCUUGGGUCUCGCGCUUCGCUGGAAUUUCAUUCCUACAAGUGGGAAGGACCCAGUUAUUCUCUCAAAGCCCCCAUUCCUCGUCCGUAGACAUUUUCUGAUAGUCAUGAGCCCCCAAAACCAAAUGUGUUGUUUGUGUUUUUCUAGAAGGCAGCUCAUGUUCGAAACAAACGAGAGCUGCAAAAUGUCAAUACUGUGUUGCGUUUGUCACACGGUGACUUGGUUAAGCAAACGAUGCUGUAUGCUCGUUUGGACUUCAUGUGCACGAGUGACCAUUUGCUUUAUGAAUUACAAUUUGGAAGGAAGAUGUCCCAUAUGGGGGUUCAGAGUGUUCUCAGCAACUUCAUCACUUUUUAAGUAUGGCUUCUUCGUCGGAAUACAAGGUCUAUCCUGUACAGUAGAAGUGUUGAGGUUUGUUUUUUAACACAAGAGAACGGUGUGGGAUUUUCCCCCGGACUGCCCUUGUUUUGCAAAGGCCACGCAUAGAUCUUUUAGUGAUGUUAGAAUGAUGAUUUUGUGGCUCUGGUUUUUCUCAUCGAUAGUAUUUGUUACAUCAUGUGGUUUCGUUGAAGCUGUGCUGCGCCAGAGUACAAUCUGACGUGAUGAGUGACGGUGUAUUCACCUUUGCAUGAUUGGACCUUGAAGUGACAUUGAGUUAUGUGUGUUACGUUUGACUGCUAUCCUUGCAGUUACAUUAUGAACUUUACUGAAAUGUUGUGCAUAUCAACUAAUGUCCAGGAUGAUCUUUUGAGAGAGCUGUCAGUACACAAAUGAGUAAGCUUUUGUUUUUUCUUCCUCCCUCGAAUAUUUGUUAGCUUGUUGAAGAGCAGAAGUACAGUGCGAGGACCCUGAGGUUGUUGUGCUGUACUCAGGUUUUAGCAGUGAUACAUGUUCAGACACCUCUGUCUGAUAGACAUUCAGCCAUGAAAGAAACAGCUCAGAGAAAAAGUUUUGUUUUAGCAGUGUGAGAUUUUUUUAAUGAAUUUGCAUGCACCGUCCUUUUUUAUGCUGUUAACUUAUUAUGUGGACAGAUUACUGUGAUAAAUGUGAAGAAAAUUAUCGCAGCCAUUUGCCACGGUGUUGAUGUUACUUGUCGUUUGUGGCUGGCUGUAAAAUAUGUUUGUUCUUUAUCUAAACUUGCCAUGUUGGGGACAUAUCUUUCUUUUUUUUAGAUGUGUGGUUUCUUCAUUUAUACUGCGGAAGUGUUUAAACUGAAAACUCAAUGUGGGUCAUCAUGAUGAAGAAUCUUUAUAUUGAUCGAACAAGGAAAAGAGAGCGAUGUGUAAUAGUGACAUUAGAGGGACAUCAAAGAGGCGCAUCAGGUUAAACUGUAUGGGUCUAUUAUACCCACCACGAGCUAUGCUGUUCCUCUGCUGAGAACGAAGCCCUGCAUUCGAUUCCUGGCUGCGACGACCACAUUCCAACGGGGGCGAAUUUGCAAGAACACUCGCAUAUGCUUUUGUGGCUCACGUUAAACAUCAAACAAUCUCUAAAGAAUGCCAGGUGGGCUAAAUUAGUCUGAAGCCUGGGACACUAUGUCCCUUAUAGCCCUUUACGCUGCUUUGAGAAAUUAUGAUUAAUUGUUUCAUUAAAAAUAAUUUCGUUGUGCUUCUGCAAUAGCAAAACGGCCACUCUUAGUGAGCGACGGCCUGCAAGCCAGAAAAGUUGCAAAAAACAAGAGGCAGGUGGCAAUGCUGUCCCGCAGUUUAGUACCACUUGGCCUAAAUGUCGUGGAUUUCCAUGUUGUGCUGUCGUAUUGGGGCAAAGGUUCUGGCAGAAAAUUUGAAAGGGAGUUGGCCUUUGUUUUCUUUUGUAGUCGUGAACCCUUUUUGUCGAAUGAAUUAACAACAGAAUUCUAAAAAACUACUUUACCAGUUUAAACUUAUUUAUAGUGUCCCUUUAACGUUGAAAUAGAUGGCCAUGCCUACAACCAUGUACUGAGCACGAGGUCGCGGGAUCGAAUCCCGGCCACGGCGGCCGCAUUUUGUUUGGGGUGAAAUGCGAAAACACCCGUGUAGUUAGAUUUAGGUGCACGUUAAAGAACCCCAGGUGGUCAAAAUUUCCGGAGUCCCCUACUACGGCGUGCCUCAUAAUCAGAAAGUGGUUUUGGCACGUAAAACCCCAUAUAUUAUUAUUAUUAUUACAACCAUGCAAACACCGAAUGGCAAUCCGCACUGAAUGUCGGGAGGGACGAUGGCGUUUUGUGUCGCUAUUCGUUGCAGCAGUGCGGUAUGGUGUGUCCAUCCUGAAGUGGUAUUCUUGAUCAUUUCACUUUCCGGUAUAUCGGUUCUUGCUGACGCUGAUUGGCUAAGCCAGCAGGUUUCAGAACGUCUGUCACUACAGAGAGGCAUUGGGCCAUGCACUACGUCAUGCAUAAGUACCAUAUUUGCUCGAUUCUAAUGCACACUGUCUUUGUGGAAAAAAUUUACUAAACAAAUGACAUGUGCUCUAGAAAUUAGUACGAAAUUGUGCUGAAUCGAGUACUGCAAUAGUGACCCCAAGCUAUCAUCUAUUACUAUAAUUGAAACCAACCUACAUGUAGGCUGCUGUAUGGCAUUGUUUGUACCCACCUCAUAAUUUACUUGAGCUGCUAUAGCUUGCAUGGCAUCUGAGAAAUACAGUAUCUCAAAUGCCAUGGGUGGUACCGAAGAUGAUAUCUUAUCGGCUGUUGAUAUAGUGAUAAGGAGGCCUCUGACAGCGAUGUCUGGUCUACUGGUGCUUAAAUGCAGUAAUAUUUUUCUCUUCAAUGUGAGAACAAAUUGCAGUUACUCUAUUUAUUCAAAUGAAAAUUUGCAAGUGAGCAGUCAAGGCCAUUGCACUUUCCACUUUACAAUCUAGGAUGCAUUAGAAUUGAGUAAGUACAGUACCCUAAAAGUGGUAACCGAGAGUACGACCUCUGGUCACAACAAUGUCACAGCAAAACUAUGUCACCUCUACAAAUCUCUAAAAUUGGGGAGUUUCCCGCAGAUUUAAGCUCAAUUUUUUUCACUUGUGUUCUUAGAUUUAGUGAGCAGUGUCUCGCGAUUUACGAGCAGUUUCACAAUUCAGUUUUGUUACUACCAGUAAGGGUUUCUCUGGCUGUUAGAAUUGACUUGGAUAUCUUCUGAUGCACCUUUCUAUCUUUCUGAGUAUGGUCGUGCGAGUUUAUUGCUCACACUUCUUCACUAGGAAGUAUUUGACCAUUGCUAAUAAUAAUAAUAAUAUUUGGGGUUUUACGUGCCAAAACCACUUUCUGAUUAUGAGGCACGCCGUAGUGGAGGACUCCGGAAAUUUUGACCACCUGGGGUUCUUUAACGUGCACUUAAAUCUAAGCACACGGGUGUUUUCGCAUUUCGCCCCCAUCGAAAUGCGGCCGCCGUGGCCGGGAUUCGAUCCCGCGACCUCGUGCUCAGCAGCCCAACACCAUAGCCACUGAGCAACCACGGCGGUUCAAUAUUUGACCAUUGCUAUCUAAAUGUGUCACUGAAUGCUGGAAACACUUGGCUCGUGUGUAAACACUACUAUGAACUUCAUUCAAUUCAGCUUGCCAUUUGAGCACCAAUAUCAUGUAAGAUUUUUAACGACGUAUUCGCUAGCCAGGCACGUCAAUACAUGGCUCUAGUCCAGAGAAAGCACAGUUGGUUAAAAAAAAAUAUGCUAAGGAACCAACCACAUGAAAAAAGAUGCAGGAUUCAAAAUGUCUUUGAGUUCGAUUUUUCAGUCCUUUAUUUAGCCUUUUAAGUCGUCAGUGUCUACCUAUUUGCCUUUACCGAUUUAUACCAUAAUCAUCCCAAGCGAGAUGAGCUUCUUACAAACCCUCAGCUUGUCGGGAAGAGGAGAAGCUCAACUUGCCAGCAGUUUCAUCAGGUGAAAGAAAAAAGAGAGAGAGAGAGAGAAAGACAUAAAUGUAGUACAAAAUGAUUGACGUCUGAUGUCUUUUAAAGACACCAACACAUUGGAGAGACAGCACUGUUCUUUGCACAUUUAUGUACAACUUUCAGGUGUUUCUUAUACUAAAAGGCGGUUAUAUUAACUAGCACCAUUCAUAUCAGCAACACUUCUGCACAUUUAACUAUUUGGGCAGUCACGGUAUUUUCACUGAUGACCAGAAGCUCUUCCUCAGCAGGAGUGACUGGGCUACAUUUUUUAGGUAAAGUCUCUCUGAAAAAACAAAAACAACAAAGGAAAUGCAACUAUUAUGUGGUUUUGACUUCUUUGGUUUUUUGUAUCAUAGCAUCUGCUGUCUUGGUAAUGUUGAAAUGACAAUACCCUGCCCAUCCUCAGGACCAUGUCGCAUGUUCUCGGAGCUUUUUUUACAGUGGUGACAUUCCUGCAUGCAUUACCCACCCGCUGAUUCUCGUAUUAUGCAAAUGCUUGCUUGUCUUCACUGAAUAAUUUUGUGGUUUCGUUUCGUCUUUCAUUUAUAAGGAACAGCAUGGGUUAAAGUUGCCAUUCUAGUCACUAGGGUGUAUCGCGACAAAAGCUAAAGGUGCACAUAUUCAUGUUUCUGAGGAUGCUUUAUUGAGUGCUUGAAGGUUUUCUGCAUUUUGGAGGUAUUGCAGAUUGGUGGAAUUUCGUGUUUGUUAUGUCAGUGUCUGCAAUGUUUUUCUUUUUUCCUUUUUUGUUUGCUGCUUCUGCUGCUGUCUAUCUUUCAGACAGCGAAAAAUUUUAUGUUUUGUGCCUGAUGUUAUGGCUUCACAGCAUCACCACUGUGAAGCGGACGCUUAUACAAUCAAAAUCAUUUUGAGGGGCUUCUUUAAGUUACAUUAUGCAAUGUUGUACUGUGGUGAUUUAUGGCCAUAUCACUUGCUGAAUGCAGCAAGCUUCACUUAAAUUAGUUCAGUCGUGGCCACAUUGGAGUAUUUACUCCGUAGACAUGUACUCGAAUCGGAAAGGGCAGUGCCUGUGAAACCUUCCCCUUUAGUGUCAGAGCAAAAGUUCUGCCUGUAGCACAGGCACCGAUUUUGUGAAUGGGAAUUUUUAUGUCAUUGUUAUCACAAGUGAGCUGCUUUUAAUGAAUUUGCCUGUAUGUACAUGUACUAGUUUCUGCACAUUAGGUCUUCCACUGGCUUUCUGGGCUACUUGCAAUCAGUUACUUUGGCUUGCCUACAUGAGCUGCGUGUUGUAGCUCAUGGCUGGAACAGUCACCAGCACAACAUUUUUUUCGUUGCUUGUUUGCUUGUCGUGGCCAGAUAUUUGCGCUGCAAAUGCUGCUACGUCGCAUGGACGAGGCUAAUGAAAAGAGGGGUGGUAUUCCUGCUCCUUCGCUUUCGUGAAUGCAGUCACUUUCAGGGUAUUUCGCAUCACUAGCACCGGCAGCGCAUGGGCGUCUACGGGCGAUAUUGUGCUUGGCACUACGCCAGGAAUACUGUUGCCUGUGGAUGUAAAUGCGUUCAGAGCUAGCUGUGUGAAAUCUUAUGAAAAUGAUUGUAUCCCUGAAAUCUGAUCAAUUAAGAGUACCCCCAGGUGCAUGCACAAGGUGUACUCCAUGGGUAUUGCAAGCGUAAUACAGAAGAUGCGGAUUUGUCUUCCACCGAUCGACGACAAGUUACCUUUUUGCCUACAUCUCCCUUUUUCUUAUUAUUUCUACAACUCAUUUAAAACCGCAGUUAAUUUCCUCUACACUUUCCGUGGCUUCAUUGUCUGUUGGCUUCACAUAAAUGUAAAUAACGAAAUUGGAGCACCUCAGUUAUCAUUCCCUACACAGGGUUAUGCUACUUGUGUGAGCAAUCCCUCACAAAAGCUUUAAGGUCAGCUGGCUGUUACCUGAAGCAGCUGGUUGGUCCUUACCUUCUUUCAGUAUGGUUUGUCUAGUCUGUGUUUUGCAGCAAUUGCAGUGCAAAUACUUGUAGUUGUGACAUACUGGCUAUAGGUUCUUGAGCUCAUUCACUGGAGUAAAAAUAAAUAUUUUCGCAGUACUUUCACCUUGUGUUGGAGGUAUACUAACUGCCUUUCUUGCAGAAUUCAAUGUGUGGCGAAGUGCAGGAAAGUCAUUGUAUGUGAUUUCUGCAAUAUCACACUAUACAAUAGAGAUGAAUUAAGUCAACUUGUAUUCGCUCUCAUCUUGGUAUCCCUGCACAUAUAUUCAUUUAAAACACUGUUCGAUUGUGGUGUCAAGGAAAGCGUAUUUUUAAAAAGGUUGUUUAGUACAUUUUUUGUGUAAAUAUUUUACACAAAGUUAUUGCCAAGGAACUGUUGCCGAGCGUUGGUGUCAGUUUUGCUAGCACCAAGUGCGAAGUUGUGCUGUGUAAGGAAGGUGGCACUUUGCUUUGCAACAGCCUGAGAUGGAAAGGUGAAAUUAGAUAGCCUUAUUGUAGCAUUUGCGGUCUGCUCCACUCUGACGAAUGCGUCCUAACAAUUUGCACACAGCAGUUAAGCGGGAAAAUUAGUGCAUGCACGUGCAACUUGCGUAGGCAGUGGGAAGCAUAACGCAGUCCUCGCUCUGUGGCCUAGUCAGCCGAGUGCAGCGUGUUAGCACGCUUCACUUUAUCUGUAAUUUUGUAGUCACGCCGACUGCAGGUUGCUCAUAUCUCCGAGGUAAACACUUCUGUCCAUUGCCGAUUCCUUGUCUUGAGUCAGGGCUACAUUAUUUUCUUUCGCCAUAUUUAUUCUUGUUGCGUUGUGCAUGUGGUGGCAUGUGGCUUCUAAGCUCAAGCAGCUUAUUGCAAGGUUUUAUUCCUAUAUUACGUCUUCCUAUACCUUAUUGUCGGCGACUAUCGAAAUGUUGCUUAUAGGUGUCUUGGGCAUCAGGGCUACUAGAAGGAGCAUUGCAGCGACUGUGGGACUUGAGGUUGAUUUCUUGGUCUCAAAGAUAAAGGAAAUGUACAGUCAGUGUCAAAAGCAUAAGGGCUGCAUAAUCCAACAAAACGUUGAAUUUACAGGCACUUUGCGGCCAUAGCCAGGAAAACUGUACGGCACCACGUUUGCAUAUGCUACGGUGUCAGCGUCAAAAGCAUACGGACUGCAUAAUCUGACAGAAUGUUGAAUUUACAAGUACUUUGCGGCCAUAGCUAGGAAAAGUGUAGAGCACCAUGUUGUUUGCAUGUACUACGGUACAGGCUGGAAAUUCGAAUACGAGUGUGUACCCAGGCUGUGGGAAUAUUCAACUUUCUCUCAGAUAUUUCGGUCCACAAACGUUUCACGCCGACUGUACAAAGAGUUAUAAUAAAAAAAGGGCUCCAAAAAUCAAGACUACAUGCAGCAGGGUUCCUUCAUGGUGAUUUGCACAACAACAAACAAAUGGCAAGCCGCUGAAACAGAAGCUUUUGUUUGUACUUAGUGCAAAUGCAGCUUGGAUUAUAUAUGCAUAUUUAAUCAUGAGAAUCAUUGCAUGCAAAACAUUGUACAUAAAUGCAGCAUACACGUUGUGUACAGUGUGAUGUGCAGCUUAAUACGGCCAGCAAGAAAAACGACUAAACAUAAAGUUACAUGAGUCCCUGCAGAAGUGGCGGUAGUGUCUGGUAGAUGCAAAGAGUGGGAGGGUUCGAGGGAAACAAUCGCAUGCCAGUCAGUGUGCUGCCCAGACAGUGUCUCCGAGAAUGAUCACUUUGAUGUCAGCUGUUGUGGCACAUAUCGCAACCCUGCGCCCUCCCACUUCUAAUGUCCCUCAUCUUGCAUAUCACUUAAAGUUUCAUCUGCUGAUAGUAAAGUUAGGUAUCAGGUGUAUUAUUCUGUAAUUUUGGUAGACUCUAAUGCCAUGUCCCUGUAGUUGGUGCAAAACACAGGAAUGAAAUAUCAGUUUCCAGUAGGAAAUCUUGUCACGUUAGUAUUCAACUUUCUUUUUAUAUCUCCUGUUUUUUUGUAAGUUUUGGGUAGUAUAAAGUCAGCUUUUAUCUUGCUGGAAUUCACAAAUACAUCCCUGCACUGUAAAUUUUGCCGCUUACAAGAAGCUGCUACAGUAUCGAUGAACUAGUGUGUGUUGCGUUUGCUCACAUAAUGACAUGGCAUAGGAAGUUUACAUACUUUCCAGAUUGUCGUGAGCUGCUUGGUUUGGAUUACUGCUUCUUAUGUUCGUGAGCUGUUCAGCUCAGGUGAGUUGGAGUUACGACACCCUGCAUACAGUCCACAUUUGCACAAUCCCCUCAAAAGCUGUCAUCUCCCGCAUACUCUCAUGACGCAGCCUACAUAUUUGGCACUGUGUGUAUGUUACUACUGCUGUGUGAUGCAGUUGAUUCUUCCCUGUUGGUGGAUUCAUUCAACAGCUUGCGUGGCUGUUCACGCUACUCCAGAUACGUCCUUUUUGUAACGGGCAAGCCUAUUGUGCGACAAUCAUUUUUCGUGUGUUGAGGUAUGUUCUUCAUGUUGCAUUUAUGCCGUAGCAACAAAGCUACUCCUUGUUGGUGGUGGUACUUAUAUAGCAUGUUGGUUGCAAUGAACGAAGCGUUGUUGUCACUACGGGUAGGAAUGUGAAGUUGGUGUCUGUGCUUACUGUUUGUUGUCAUUUGUGUCAUAGCGAGUAUGCUGUGUUGCCCGCUUGCCAUAUUCUUCUGGUCAACAAGGUAGAACUGUAGCUUGACUGCUAGCGAAAAAUGAGAAAGCAGUCAGCUGCUAGAACUUUUCCAUAUUUCAUCCAUGUUUGCUGCUACAUCAGCUAUAUUGAUAUGCAUAUUGGACAGUAGGAACUUUGCUAAAAGUUCGAAUUUUUUUAGUUAGAGCACACAGAGCAGAUAAGCCAGGAUUGUAUGGGACAAAAGUCGUAUUUAUGAGUAUAGAACUUGUUGAACAUCGUGCAUUUGAGGGAACACAAGUGAAGUCACUCCUUUGCUUGAUUUGGUCAUUCGUCAAGCUCCUGCAUGGGAAGCGUGAGAGUUCAGACUAACUUAGCUUUAAAGCAUUUUGUCAGGAUGUACGUUUGUAGCCAAGGUGCUCAUGGCAACUUAGACCUGUCCAGUCAAGGUCAUUGGCAAUUAGGUGACUUCUCAGGAACACAAAGUACAUUCAUCGGUAUUGUACAAGAUAAGCUUGUGGAACACAAAAGGGUUUUAUUGCCUAGCACAACAGUUUCUCAUUGUUUUUUUCUAAGUUUUACCGUUAAGCAUGCAUCAUGUAAAACUCCUCUUACGAGAAAUUUCUGAAUUUGAGUUGCUGCUUAGACACUUAGACAUGCUUAGUUGCUGCUUAGACAAAAACUGCUACAUUUGAUCCUAGAAGUUUUUGAGAGGCUUCACUUGUAGUUUUUGGAGACCAUCAUCUGCCAAGGCUGUGGUAGUGUCACAAGGUGUGAGUCCCGUGAUACUCACGAAGUCAUGGAUCAUAAUGACACUAAUGAAGCCUGUGUGCAUCAUAUCAUAUCCUGUCAUGCUUAAGUAUCAUGGGUGUGCCACUGCUUGGCAUACCUUCAGCACUGAACUGUGUAAUUUAAUAAGGGAACAGAAAGUAAGUUAAGGCUGCUGCUGUUUAUAAUUGAGUAGUCUUGUACAGAGUAUGAAGCUUGAUAGUUCAAACCUUUGCAUAUUCAAGUCAAAAACAGUAUGUAGAGUUCUUUAGUGACUUUUCGUAGCACAUCACAUCACAUUAAGCAAUGUUUGCUUCAAUUUCCAGGGUCCAUUACUUGAGGGCAAAGGAGGAAGAUGCAACUACUACAAAGCAGUUGCUUUCACUCUUUUUUGGCAGUCACCACUUGACUGUAGUGUUCCCACCCUCCUUCAUGAUUUUCAGUAGAGAAGGAGGAAGAACUGUGGGCUUGACGUUUGAGGCCCCUUUGCAUCUUGGGGCUGUAUUCUCAAUGGGUGUAUGAGGUACCACACUUAAAGGGGCACUAAAGAAGAAUAUCAAGUUGUGCUAUAUUAGUAGAUUAUGCUUUUUCAUUAUCAGAGAGUCUGCUUGUGCUUAAAGGCGCUCCAUCCACAUGCUGCUGCCACUUUUAUCAAGCAACACCGACCCUUCAUGCACGUCGCCAUUCCAAUUCGUCACUUGCACCAGUUCUGCUUUCACACUUUUCACUUCCAAGAUGUCUGCUUUCUGAAUUUCUACUUCCACUGGUGCUUGCUGUCGCACAUUAGCAGCUCCACGCAGUAGUAGCAUAUGACAACACAGCCUACGGAACAUCAUCCGUCAGCAUUGGCGCAUUUAUUGCUUGUACAUUGAACUGACAUGCUUUGCCUGUUGCCCGUACCACCAUGCAGAAUCUUGACAAUGGGUAAUCUCGACAAAACUUAAACACUUGAGUUCAAAAGCUGAGAGGAUGAGUGAGAGAGGAGUGCAGGGGAGAGGUUGGUGGUACUUAACACUUUGAGAUCCCAUGAAUUCUGUAGUAAUCAACAUUUUGCAGAAAAUAUUUGGCAACGAGAGAACAAACAAAGCUGUUUUCAGAAAUGUCGGCAUCAGCAGUGCUAACUACAUAGUUUGUUGAAUUUGUGUUGCAGAUGAAUAUGGCUCUCCAAAUGGCCAUGCAUCACAUCCUGCUGAGGUUAGGCCUCCGUGUUCUAUUUUUUAGAGCCUGCUGCCUCCUGCAUAAAAACCCACCUUGGGUGGCACCAGAGUAGUCUUCAAAUAAUAUGUGGCCACAUUUUAAAGUAUUAUGAUUGGGAAUUAAGAAGUCUGAAUAACCACAUGCUGCUUACAGUGCAUUGUUUUUUGGCAGUGCAUGAGAGAAAUCUUUCAUUCAUUACGAAAACCUCCAGUCGGAACUUUGUCUUUAUUAUUCUUGACUUUUGUCAUUUGGAUACAUUUAAUAUGGAAUUUUCACUUCACUUUAAAAUUCAGAUUAUAAAAGGUUAACUUGGUCGGUAAAAACAUGUAUUGAGGGACUCUGACAGCGAGAGAAAGCUUGGUAAUCCAGAAACAAUCCGAACGUGAAAGACGGGUAGAGUUGCCACUAUGGAACUUUUGCACCAACUCACUGUAAUGUUGCCAAUUAUGAUAACGUCUUCUCAGAUGUAGUUAAGUGUUUAUCACUAAGGAAGGACCACUGUGUAUUCUAAAAGAACGAGAAGCUGAACAUAGCAAGUUUAGAUGACUUUUCCCUUUCCAAAAAGCUGAAAUAUGAAAAGAAAUGACAGCAUUCAAAUCAGUGAUAUCACACUGAUUUGCCGUAUGCCACUUUGCCUAGGUUUCGGUGCGAUAUUCAAGAGAAAAAAAGUUUGGCUUUAAUCUCUUUCACAACAGAUCCACCUACUGCCUCAAAAUUAAUGUAAAUAACAUUUAGAAAGAACACCUUACUAGUAUAAGCUGAUUUAGUGCCUCUUUAAUGUGUGAACUGCUUAGCUAAAGCAGCAGGAAAUGCUACGAAGGGUUUGUGGUUGAGUGCAUUUUCGGUCAGUAUUUCUUGAUCAUUUGGUCCAUUUACAAGGGUAGAACACUGAACCAUAUACUUGUGCAAGUUUUUAUUGUAGAUAGAAAAAAAAGAAGACUGGGCAGGACUGGUUUUGUGAACAGGAAAGGUAUUUCUUUGAGCAGCAGUGAAGGUUUUUUGAUGCUGCCUGAUGAAUAUCUUGGUACUAGUUUUGAGGGGAGCAUUUAGAGCUCGGUGUGCUUGUUUGAAUGCAACAAGAAUGUUGUAUUCAAUAAAUGCAGCUGUAUAAAUUUGGCGAUGUCGGCAAGUUCUUUUUACUUAAUUUCUCUGACUGAUAGGGUCAGAUGUCACGUUGCGUGAAAGCAAAAGGAUUGUUUUAAAGUGGUUUUACUGCUUUAGAAGACAAAUGUUAUUGCAAGGAACAGGGAUGAUGAGCUUAGUAGUUAGUUGCACUAUAGAGGAACCACCAAACCCUCGACUGCUUUGACUGCAUUUGUUCUGGUGACUAUGGCAUAUAUAGUAGUGGUGUACCUGCAGCCUUCGAUCAGCCAUGCUUUGUGUGAUGGUGAAAUAGAAGUGGCUUUGCACAACACUUUGGCACAAACAAUUCAGAAAGCACCUUUGACUUUGCACUAACUAAUAACGAAAACCGGGAAGGAAGAACAGCCAUUUUAACCGUGCUGCACUUACUAGCCAUGAUGUUGUAAUGUUGUCUGCCCAAAAUAGAAUGUAUACUCCUACCAUAGUCAGAUGUAUAGAGUACAGCUGGUUAUAAGCUUCAAUCAAAGUAGACAUUAACUGAAGCGUCGUUGUGUGUAGUGUAAUAAUGUGUGUUGUGUUGGUAGAGAGACUCGUGACAGCCCAGCAUUUUCCGAGCGCCCUCGCUCGAGUGCAUGCCCAAUGUUUUACACUAGCAGCGUGGAACUAGACUGGAUGUUAUGCAGAACUAGGUGCUCCUGCUGUUGAUGUUACAACGCCAAUGGUAGUACAAAACAGAUUUGCGAGGGCCUGUGUUUUAGCACUUGUCAUUUUACAUGCACAUGUGGAGAAGCGGUAGAAACUGCCUACAACCAUGCUUCCACAUAUCUGCCACUUAUUUACUCUGUUCACGUGGUUCAUGGAAGUUGGAGUUCAGGAUUUGAGUCACUUUUUUGUUACUUGUUCUAACAUUACACCAGAACCUGUUGCGAGCUCUUUCAGCUCUCCAUGUAUCUAUAGGCUGGGCGACAAUACUGGCUACCUUAUACACCCUUAAUAGUUGCUUUGGGUAUUUGCACGGAGGUUGUCUAAAUGUUUUGAACACUUUUGACCAGCGCAAAACACUAGCAGUGGCAUUAAGGAAUUCUGGCACAAGGACGGUACUUGUAACCUAAUAUUGCCAUAUUUCCUAAUGCUGUGUUCCAUGCUUGAAAUUCUAUGGGGAUUGUUAAAGUGAUACCAAAGCGGGAAGCGAUGAACAACCACAAGGUAGUGUGACUGAAAAGUGUUUCUAAUGUAAUUAAGAAUGCACGUCUGUGCUGUAAGCUAUGUGACUAUAGCAUAGUGAACCAGAAGGGCACAUUAGCAAGUUUUGCCAAACAUGCGUUGUUUGAUAGAAUAUGUUGCUGGGCGAGUUCGUUCAAGUCUAGGGGGUACAUACUCGCACGACAUGGAAACUUAACUUAGUAGAAGGGAAUAGGAAAGAACUGUGCGAGUGCUGUUGGCGCUCUGUUUUUGGCGCAGAGUUACAGAUUUGUAAACUUCUUGCUUCAGUUAUUUUUGUGAAGUUAGCCAUUUACGGCAAUGUUUGUAAAAAUUAUGAGGCCCUAAAUCAACAUUCUACUUCCUAACAUUUGCUAGAAGGCACGUUUCUGUCUCAAAUUGAACAAAUUUCGUUCAAGUUGGCCCAGUGCUUGUCUAAUGAAAGCAUUUCUGCAUUUUAUAUGUUUUUGAAUGGGGAAGUUGGAGUUCCGACUAAAGCUUCUUCUUAAGGCCGUGCACAUGAAAGAACCCCGCAGGGUCACAAUUAAUUCAGAGUUUUACAACAUGGUGUCACUCGUAAGGCCAUGUGCUGCUUCCAGACAUUAAAAACAUUGUGACCAGGUAAUCGAUUUUGUGGAAGCUUGGUGUGUAAGCAUGUUUCUUCCACAUGUGUCAGUGUACAUGCAUGUUAUACCAAGAAGGUUGUGCUGGGCAUUCACACACACACAAUGCUCGUCACCCACACAAAAAUUUGCUUAGUCUGCUUGCAACUUCAUUGCUUUUGCUUGCAGGCACUUGUUUUGUACCAAUGUAACUUCUUCCAUUCAAACCUCAUGUUGAGGCUUGAUAUUUUGCUUUUCAUGUUUAUAGUGAUAUGACUUAGGCAGAAAUAGAUGGCACAAACUGACAUCAAAUGAAACCUCAUCGCAAUUGAAACUGACUGUGUCAUUCUUGUCCCAGAAAUCUUUAUCUUUAGGCAGAAAUUGAUGGUACGCAUUGACAGAAUCAAAUGAAUUGUCACUGUCAAAACCAAAUGUAUUAUUCUUGCCGAAGAGGUCCUUAUCCGAAGAUAAGCAGCCAGUCAGAAAGAAUAAGCACUCUGCAUAAGUACACUCCUUUCAGUUGGGAUUCCCGAGGCGUGUGCUCAUAAAAACUCUUUGUAUCAUUUUUUCUUUUGCUUGAAUAAUAUACUAAAAGACGAAAAUAAGAAGGCUGUUCAGAGUGAGCGGUUUAACAUCAAAUUGUUAGUGCACAUAUAUAACUGCAGAUCGCAGAGUACGAAGUAUUCUGUGAUCUGCAGAGUGAUCUGAUUUAACAAGUUAUAUAUGUGCCUGAUAUGUGUCUGAUAUUAUAUCAGAUGUGAUCUGAUAUUACAAGUUAUAUAUGUGCGCUAACAAGUACGAAGUAGAAAUGCCAAAUCUGCACCAUAUCUUCAGCUGUCAAGCUGGUCGAAAACGGUCUGCAAAAGUCUAGGUGCUCUACUUGAUGCUGCAAACUCCCAAAAGAAUGUGUGCAAGAACGUUGACUGGUCUGGCAUCGAUUACAGAGCUUGCUUUUAUCUUUGCCUACGUCACGGCAGUCACUUUAAGAUGCCUCGGAAUGUUAGAACACUUCAUGUUGUUGAAAUGCUGUUGACUGCAUGAAAGCUAUCAAUGCGUUGGGAAGCUGAAACUAUGUCGCAAGGUAUAGUUAAGCUUGUUUGUUAAUCAAAUAUUUGCUGUCACUGAGUCUAUUCUGCAUCCUCAUUCGUUAUGCUGAUUCCAUGUACUCAGUGUUCAUAAAAAAAAAAAAAACAUAUCUUAAUGGAUUUGCUCUGUCAGUGGCAUAACAAAUAUGUAUACUCCCAUGUUUCAGAAUUGUGUGAACAGAGCAGUAUGUAAAUUUUGUAGCAGAAUUAUCAUUGUGUCCACACUUUUGCCAAACAGAAGAAAACACUGCUCUUUUCAAUUUCAUCGCACAUGUAUAUCACCUAUUGCGGUCUCUGAACAUAUCUGCAUUUGGGACCUGGUUGAAAACAUGUCAAUCUUAUUUCUUUGUAACAUUUACAAAUGAGAUUAAAUAAAUUGCAGCAAAGUGCCUCCUCAGCGGACAA